UGUGGAGGUCACGUGUUUCCGCUUACUGUGGAGCUUCACAGCGGCUGCAGCAGAGUCUCCCUUUGUAAAACACUACAGGCGCAGGACUGUUGUUAUUUGAGGCAGAAGUGUGAUCGAGUUCAGAAAGAAUCUCAUCGGCCAGAGGCAGACAAGAUAAAGAAGAUGCCAAAAAUGUAUCCAGCUGGCCAGAAGAGUUUACAGAAAGAAUGUCAACGUGAAGAGGAUGUCUCUGAAAAGAGGAACAAAAGAAAGGGUAGGACUAACAUUCAGAGACCCCGCAAAAUUAUAAACCGUAUCAAGCUGAAAGAACGUAAUCCUCAAUAUAUGGGCCCAGAUGAAGACUUAAACAGAUUGGGCUCCAGUUUGGGCAGACGCUGCUCCUUGAAGGACAGUAAUGCCCACAAGCCGUCAGAAUCCUCGAAGACUAACACAGUGAGGCCCAAGAAGAAAUUGUGUCCAAAUCAAACUGGAGGAGAUUUUCAAGAGAGUCAGGGUCAUCCACAAAUUAAACAACCUGAUAAGAAUGGGAAGAAACUGGCAUCUGCAACAAAGAACUUGGUAACGGCCUCUCAGCACCCAAGAUUUCAGCCUAUUGUGAAGCUAACAAGGAUCGAUGCCAUCAAAUCUCAAGGAGUGUAUAAUCUAAAUCCAGUCCGCCAACAGUGUGUGGGAACAUUUAAAUACAAAUUGAAUUCUAAAGAUAAUGAAAGGAUUCAUGGAAGUAAGAAACCGUAUAACUGUCCUGAGGGUGGGAAACAAUUCUCAGAUAGUCACAUGCCUAAGAAAAGAAGAGGAGAUAAUACAGGGAAUGAGCCAUACCACCGUUCUAAAUGUGUUAAGAACUUUUCAAAACACAGCCAUACCACAACUCCCAUUGUAGAGAAACCAUAUUUGUCUAAAUGUGGCAAACGAUUCUCACAAGUGAGCCACCUUCAGACACACAUGAUUGGUCAUGGAGGACCGGGUUUAUGUCGUUGUUCAACAUGUGGCAAACAUUUCUUUAACAAGAGCAAUCUUCGCAGACACGAAAGAAUUCACACUGGAGAGAAACCAUAUUGUUGUUCUGAAUGUGGCAAACGGUUCUCACAAUCAAACCAUCUUCAGGAUCACAUGAGACUGCACACAGGAGAACUGCCAUUUUCCUGUUCUGAAUGUGGCAAACGGUUCUCACAAUCAAGCCAUCUUCAGACACACAUGAGAGUGCACACAGGAGAACAGCCAUUUUCCUGUUCUGAAUGUGGCAAACGAUUUUCAAGUAGAAGUAGUCAUCUGAAGCAUUUAAGAGUUCACACUGGUGAGAAGCCCUAUUGCUGUCCUGAAUGUGGCAAAAGAUUUUCCGACACAAGCAGCUUUUUGCGUCAUGCAGGAGUCCACAAUAAAGACCAUCCUUAUUCCUGUUCUGAAUGUGGCAAGAAAUUCUCACAAAGAGGCAGUCUUCGUAGACAUGUAAGAACACACGUUUGAUAGAGGCCAUACUCGUUUCCUGAUUGUGACAGGCUAUUCACCGAUAACAGCAGCCUUCAUAGACACAAAAGAAUUCAUUCUGGAUUAAGGCCAUAUUGUUGCUCUGAAUAUAUAUAGCAAGUGAUUUAUACAACCCUGCAGCCUUCAGCGACACGUAAGAACUCAGACAGGAGAAAAGCCAUACCAUUGCUCUAAGUGUGGAAAAACAUUCAUACAGAAAACUCCUCUUCAGGGACACAUGAAAAUUCAUGCUAAAAAGGCAAACACCAAAGAGACUGUAAAUAUCAAAAAGAAAAAUCAGAAAUAAUUCAGUCAGGUGUGGAAAGAAAAUUGGAUUUGCUCUGGUAGUUGGUUACACAAAAUGCAUUUGAAAAAAAUUGGCAGACUCAUUUAGGCAACCCUGCUUAUUAAUUUACUGUAAGUGGCUUUUGCACAAAUGACUAUUGCACAUUGUACACAGGUCUACUUUAAAAGUUAUGUUAUUUAUCUUAUGUUAUACUUCUAUGCUUUUUUAUAUUUUAUUGUACAACGAAAUUGAGAGAGAAACAGUAUUUUUAUUCUCCUGUAUGUUCUGCAC
This is a messenger RNA of Polypterus senegalus (gray bichir), 2041 nucleotides long. RefSeq names its product zinc finger protein 664-like. The transcript has 3 exons. Lineage: Eukaryota; Metazoa; Chordata; Cladistia; Polypteriformes; Polypteridae. Gene Ontology annotation, molecular function: RNA polymerase II cis-regulatory region sequence-specific DNA binding; DNA-binding transcription factor activity, RNA polymerase II-specific. The coding region runs from base 163 to 1464 and encodes 433 amino acids. Gene Ontology annotation, biological process: regulation of transcription by RNA polymerase II. Gene Ontology annotation, cellular component: PcG protein complex; transcription regulator complex. The record is from RefSeq and is a predicted model, not a curated record.